Auanema sp. JU1783 is the source of this 498-nucleotide messenger RNA. The record is from the annotation of a GenBank genome assembly. Lineage: Eukaryota; Metazoa; Nematoda; Chromadorea; Rhabditida; Rhabditidae.
AUGAGGAUAGAGAAGUGUUAUUUGUGCUCCUCCCCUAUAUAUCCUGGUCAUGGAAUUCAAUUUGUCAGAAACGAUAAUACAGUUUUCAAAUUCUGUAGAUCAAAAUGUAACAAAUUGUUCAAGAAGAAGAGAAACCCAAGAAAGUUGAAGUGGACUAAAGCUUCUCGUCGCGCUCGUGGAAAGGAGUUGGUUAAUGACCUCACCCAACUCAUGGAACAACGACGUGACGAACCUAUUAAAUACGAAAGAGAAAUCUUCGAAAAAGCUAAAGAUGCCAUCAAGACUAUCACAACUAUCAGAAAGAAACGAUACGGCACUCUCAUUUCCAAGUCUCUUGAAAAGGGAAAGAAGGUCAUGAAGGCUGGCAUGAUCAAGAAGGCAGAAACCAAGUUACACAUGAUCAGAGCUCCAGUUGCCAACGAUGCUGGAUUGAAAACCAAAGCAGCACAAAAGAGAAAAGCCCAGGCCCUACAGGCAGAGAAAAUGGAAACAAACUAA